Drosophila albomicans is the source of this 588-nucleotide messenger RNA. RefSeq lists its product as uncharacterized. The coding region runs from base 17 to 433 and encodes 138 amino acids. The transcript is spliced from 2 exons. Lineage: Eukaryota; Metazoa; Arthropoda; Insecta; Diptera; Drosophilidae. The record is from RefSeq and is a predicted model, not a curated record.
UGGCACUAGAAACGCAAUGAAAAUGCGCAACCAACACUUGACUGGACAUGGACUCGGCAAUGCCCGAUCGUUGCUCGGACUCAUUAUAAUUUUUGUGAUUUGGCAACAGUGUCAUGCUAUGACUACUUCAAACACCCCAUGUAAAAGGCAACAUACACAAAAGGACUGCGCAAUUAUCAAGGCUAUUUCUCAGGGAGUGGGCGAUUAUUGUAAUAACGACAAUUUUAAAUGUGACCCAAGAUUAACAUGCACUUACUCAAAGUGCUGGGGUUGUAUCGACGAUAUAUGUUACCCGGACUGUGGCCGUGUUAAAAGAUUGCCUCCCAACCGUCUACCAAGUUGGUUUCAACGUACGCCGCUUGAAAACUUUGCACAAAAAUAUAUAGAGCCCAAUUAUGAUGACGAAUCUACUAAAUACGCAUCCAUCGAUUAAAUACAUACGUUUUACAUGUAUGCGCAUAUGUAAUAAGUGUCUAAUUAUAUUAAUCUGAAAGUUAUGGUAUAGGCAAAAAAAAGAAAUUGAACAAAAAAAUAAUAAUUAUGAGAAUGCAUGAAUACUGCAAGCACAAAUUCACCUUGUUUUAAAUG